Molecule: messenger RNA, 5499 nt
Organism: Anarrhichthys ocellatus (wolf-eel)
Lineage: Eukaryota; Metazoa; Chordata; Actinopteri; Perciformes; Anarhichadidae
Gene: marchf8
Product: membrane-associated ring finger (C3HC4) 8
Exons: 9
Coding region: 423-2237 (604 amino acids)
Molecular function (GO): zinc ion binding
Source: RefSeq, a predicted model, not a curated record
GCACUCAUCUCGCAGCCGGCCGCUCAUUGAGACCAAUGCAGAUUGUCCAGCUCGGAGGAGUCCCUAAGACGGCCCGUUUUCAUUAAAUUAAGGUUGUAGCUUGUUGUCUACCUCACUACGGUUACAGGGAGGUAUCGUUUGUACUUUAGCAACGUUUCGUUAACGAUUUAUUGAACCGGGAAGUCCGAAUCUGUCAAUAUCUUUCUAACUUUACCUAACCAUUUCACUCCAUCUUAACGCGGAAGUCGGUGACGCACCACUACACACAGCUGCUCAGCGGGGGCAAUGAACUAAACAAAUCGUCGUCAUUCGGUGCCAAACACAGCGGGCAGCGCGGGCAAGGUGUCGCAAUUCAGACCAUCAUGCCCUUUGCUCUGGCAACAGGACAGGAAGUGUGAACGUCCCUGGUUUGCUCUGCUGGGAUGAACAUGCCACUGCACCAGAUCUCUGUCAUCCCCCGUGAUGUCACCUCAUCGCGGGUGUCGGGCAGUGGGAAAAACAAGGACAAGGACAAGCAGAAUGAAAAGCCUCUGGGUCAUUCUGCAAGCAGGUCCAGCAAUAUAUCAAAGGCGGGGAGCCCGACUUCAGUCAACGCUCCAUGCAGUUUCUCCAGGACGUCAGUCUCCCCCUCUAGCCAGGACAUCUGCAGUCGGGUUCAGGACUACCCGAAGCAGACUGCAGUGGUUCUGUUGAAUUCAAACGGUAAAACCUGUCAAGGUUCAGGAGGGAUUUCAGUCACCACCCUCUGCACGGACGGCCUACCAGCCUCUAAACAUGCCAAACAACGAGACUGGCUCUCCCUGCUGCGCCCCUCCUCCGUCAACAUCCACCCCAGCGGGGCGCUCAGGUUUUCUGUGUCUCUGAAUGACGUGGGCCAACGCGUGGACAGUCUUUGUCGCGGUCUGCACUUUAUAGACCGCACCUGCUCUGAGGGAGAGCUGGAGCUGAAGCCCGGGCCCGCUCAGCCAACCGGCUCGGAUCGAAGGGCGCACACACUCAACGGCAAGCUGGCUGCAGCACCCACACACCAGAUCCCAGAUCCGACCUUCUCAACAUGCACCCACCCUCACCUCGUCCCUGCCUUCACCAAUAACUACAAAUACAUGUUGGGCAUCCCCCCCGCAAAUGAUCUCCCAUCUGCCCCUGCUAUCAUUGCCCCUCCUCCUCCUCCUCCUCCUCCUCUUUCCAACACUCUCCUCCACCCUCAUCACUCUCCCAGCGCCAACUUCCUCCGUCUCCUCCUCCCCUUCUCUCGAUCCUCAACCUCGGCCAGCCUGCAGUGCUCUGAGCUGGGCAGCUACGCCUCCAACCUCCACAUCCCCAAGUCCUCUAGCGUCCUGCUGGAAGGCAGUGAGUCAGGGUUCCCCGUCGAGGAUCUACUGGGAGAUGACGACGUGUUCGAGGAGGACCGACUCAGUACAGCUCCAACUAGAACGGGCCAGCUGGCCACCCCAAAAACAGUCACCGUGGCUGGGACCGGAGAUCUUUUAGCCCCCCUGUGCUUUAUGGAUGAGGAUGUCGACCUGGACUGCUGCCCCUCCCCUUUGUCAGAGAAAACGGAGCCACUGUCACCCUAUUCACUAUCUGGAGACUGGUGCAGGAUCUGUCACUGUGAAGGGGAUGAGGAGAGUCCUCUGAUCACACCAUGCCACUGCACGGGAAGCCUGCGCUUCGUCCACCAGUCCUGUCUACAGCAGUGGAUCAAGAGCUCCGACACUCGCUGCUGUGAGCUCUGUAAAUAUGAGUUCAUCAUGGAGACCAAGCUCAAACCACUGCGCAAGUGGGAGAAGCUACAGAUGACGGCGAGCGAGAGAAGGAAGAUCAUUUGUUCGGUCACCUUCCAUGUCAUCGCCAUCACCUGCGUGGUGUGGUCGCUGUACGUCCUCAUCGACAGAACAGCGGAGGAAAUCAAACAAGCCGGAAGAAUCCCAGGACUCCUGGAAUGGCCUUUCUGGACCAAACUGGUGGUGGUGGCCAUCGGCUUUACGGGUGGACUGGUGUUCAUGUACGUCCAGUGCAAAGUCUACAUCCAUCUAUGGAAGAGACUCAAGGCUUACAACCGGGUCAUAUACGUCCAGAACCGGCCAGAAACGUGUAAAAAGCUGGUACUGGAGAAGCCGCCCCUCAUGGAGCCAAGUCUGGAGAACAAGGAACCUCUGGCGCCAACCCUGUCGGACACAAACUCCUCCCAGUACACAGAGACUGAGGACUACAGUAUGGAGGUGCUCCAUGUCUGACCACUCAGUCCAUGGUUGUCCUACUACUCAUACUUCACACACAGACAGGCCCACAGUGAAGAGCAGCCGUUGUGGAACUGCUCGCUGACUGAGGAACGAGCACACACUCCUCUUCCUCUGAUCCCAGACUGACCCACUGUCCUCUUCUGGUCUUAUAUUCCCAACACUUCGUCCACAGAGACAGACAGACAAUGCCCAUCUUCUUCUAUCCACAUUCAUCCUAUCUUAUCCCUUCCUCCACCUGCACCCUGAAUCCACGUCUCUCUCCUUUCCUCGGACAGGACUGUUUUUACUGACGUCUAUAAAUGUCUGAAGAGGCCUGGAGCAUACCACUUUACACACACGCACACACACCCUUGUUUGUACACCUCUGGGAGAGCAGGACUGAGACAAACGGACUCACAAACAGCCCCGGAGGUCGACAUAUUUGUUAUGCGUGGUUUCUUUGCUUGUGGGUUUGUUAGAUUUGUUCGUUUUUACCUCCUGUGAGUCUCGGGCUAAACUGCCGUGGAUCAGUAUGUAGCGCCACGCAUCGGAUCUCUGGAACAUUCCAGCUACUGCCAUCUCUUUUGCUGUGGUCUGUCAGCCCAGAGCUGGUCUGGAUCCGACCAGACCAUGAUCUGGACAUGCAUUGAAGCACUUUUGUUUUUUAGUUCCCACAACAAAUCCCCUCCCUUCCUCUUGCCCUUUUUUUCUUUGAUAUGAAUUAAGUCUUACUGUAUAUGUUGUACAUGCAGGAGAGCACAUUCGAACUUCAAACUCCUGUUUUAUUUGACAUUUCUUCAUACACACGUAUACAUGUAUAUUAAGCCUCCUGUGGAUGACAAAAAAGGAAUUGGUGGUUAAAGAAAUUAAAUCAUGCUGAAAGAAACUGAGUGUUUUAGUCAAAAUACAAAACAAUUAUGACAUCAGACUCAAAGUUCUAAUGCAGAUAAUGGAAAAUCCAGCCACAUGACUUCUGUACCCCAACAUGAUCUUUCUGAAGGCUUUGAGAAUGUAAACUUUAAAAAAAAAAAAAAUUUAAAAAAAAUUUAAAAAUAUAAAUAAAUAAAAGCAAGAUUUUUUUUUUUUUUUUUUUUUUUUUUUUUUACUGGUCACAGGAAAUUGCGAGAUACUUUCUAUGUCUUGAGAACAUUGCGAGAGCCUUUGGGCAUAAACAUCACCGCUCAUGUUUUUCUAUCAUGCGAAUGACACAAUAUUUACAGUGUGAUAUUCCAUGUGCAGUUUUUAAUAUGCUGAUUUGUUUGCUUAGUCCCGGGAUACGCCCUGGGAAAUUCACAGCUGCCUAUUUUCAGUCUGUCCUCCCACCGUUUCAGGCAGUGCGUUGAUUGAUCCCAAAUAGAUAGUUUUGAUUAAACUGUAACUGUGUAUUUGAAUUUGACUGCUGAAUCGGUUUCUGCUCUGCAGGACCCACAAAUUUACAACCCAUCCCUUCAGUUAUGUUAACGCACGAGAAUAAGGUGAAAGAUAUGAUUGUUAUUGAGCGUUUCAGACAAGCGGAUGUCUCUGUUACAGCGAAAGUUUCUCUUUUCUUUUUAACAGACUCUUAUCACAUGUUAGAGUAUCUAUUUUAGUAUUUAAUCACAAGACUGCCAGCAAUGUUGCCUCCCAAUCAAUGGAGCGUUAACUUUAUCUCACAUUUGGCCUCAUGUCGCUCAAAUGAGACAAAUUGCUCCAACACCUUUUUUUUUUUUUUCAUUUCUAAAAGGAAGCACAAGUUAAAUACUGUCACUGCAUUAUUUCAGCAUGAACGAUUGGAUGCAAUGCAUGCACACAUACAUUUGCUGCCUGUGACAGACAGAUAUACAGUACAGUGCAAGUCAUCUCUCAUCGAUGAGCUGACUGGAGAGCCAUCUGCUGGCGAGAAGCUGAAGGUGCCGUCUGAUGUAGGCAGCGGUUGAUUUCUCAGGGCGAUGUGUUUUGGGGCUUACAGUCAUUGUAAGUGCUUUGUGUAUGUGGGAGCACAGUGAUGCCAGGCUCAUGUUGAGCCUCACAGCCAUUCCAGCAACACACACACACAAAAAACUGUCUUUGAUACCAGUGCACUGUCUGUGAACAACGAUGGUCCAACAACAUGUGUGACAAUUACUGCUCAGCAGCAAUAACUGAAAUCCGUGCUUUGUUUUUUGCAACAAUUCAUACUGUACUUGUGUAUAUGCCCCACAGUGACUUGAGAUCUGGAGUGUAAUAUAAUUUGAAUACAUAAUAUGAGCCGAGGGAGUUAUUGUGUGUCGAGUUGGAUUAAGACCUAGUGAUGAGAAGCGUCUCUGAAACUUUGAUACCCGCGAGGCUCAGUGCAAAUAGACAGAUAAAAAGUGCAAUUACCCUUUUGUUGAUAUUCUAUUCUAUAGUUAUGUAAUGGUGUUUAAUGUCCAGGGUGUGUCCUGGGUAUAAAAUGAUUAUUUCUUCAUUUUGUGUUGUAUUUAUUUUUAAAAGAAAACAGUACAAUUUGUUGAUUUUAAAAAAAACAAAAAAACCUUUCAUUAGUAAUUUUAUGCAACUUACACUUUUUUUUUUCCCCAGGCAUAAAUAUACCUGAACAUCACUUUUAAUCUUUGUUUUGCGGUUCAGAUAUCGUAGUUGUAAAAUGCUUGAUUGUGAAUAUCUGCUCCACCGUCUUGCUUUUUAAAAUGCUUGAUGAAUUUAGUCCUAAAUGUAGACAUUUAACCGCAGAAUCGCAUUUAAUCAUGUCAUAUUUUUCAAAUAAACAACAUGGAAUAAUUAGACAUGUAGUUUCCUUGAGGUGGAAGAUAGAAGAUGGACUACAGAUUGUGAUUUAUUUAUUUUUUUACUUUCUAGUCAUAGGAGCUGGCUCCUUUCAUGAAGUCUGAGACAGAAGAUUUGAGGCCACUUUGGGACGCUUUUAUAAGCCGACGUGUUCCUCUCUGAGAGCAGCUUUUUAUUUUUUGCUUUCUUUCUUAGUGCCCCUCUCAUGAUGAAGUGAUUUCUCCAUUUUAUAAUCCUAUUAAGCACAUUGUCUUGACCCUGUCGCUUACGUUUGAUCAUGUCUGGGAAUAGUGUAACUUGCAUAAAGCUACAUUUGUUUACUGACUGGACUUGAACAUAUAUGACUGUUCCCCUGUCUUAUAUCAUUCCACAAGUUUGUCUGUGAAUUUACUUUGGAAUAGUAACUGUAAAAAAUUUGUAAACGUACUUAUGUUUUUGAAAUAAAUAUUGAUGUGUUUUCAGUUUAAUUUCCCAUUAUUGAACAAAGUAUGUAGAAUUAAAAAGAACAACCAAAUAAAAAUUAAGUUACUUUUAA